AUGACCAUUCAACCUCUUGUACUCAACAAACGUUUCUUUCCAUUAUCAUUCAAAUUCCUCACUCCCUCUGCUGAAGCAACUCAUAUUCAACCGGGAAAUAGCCGCGUUGAUUUCUUCGACCGUCUUCUUCAGCAUUGCAUCAGCAAAAUCGACGAAAGAUUCAAUCUUGAUGGCCCCGUUAAGCAGAUCCACGCGCAGAUUUCCGUUACUUCCUCGUUUUCCUCGGCGUUCUUGUCGGCUAGACUUGUUUCUGCCUACGCAAAAGUCACCCUUUUGAAUGAUGCACGCAAGGUGUUUGAUAACUGCCCCAUAGACUGCUUCUGUAGCUCUCUGUUUUGGAAUUCAAUGCUGCGUGCUUAUCUUUCAGAUUUUAAGUAUGAAGCUGCUGUUAAAUUGUAUUUCCGAAUGCGGGAGGUUGAUCUCCACCCUGAUAAAUUCGGUUUUCCGCUGAUUAUCAGGGCGUGUGCGAUGCUUGAUGAUGUUAGGUUGUGUAAAUUGGUUCAUUCUCAUGCUGUGCGGAUUGGGAUUUCGAGUAAUUUACAUGUUAGUAAUGAAUUAAUGGGAAUGUAUGGAGAGAUUGGUGUGAUGGGAGCGGCGCUUAAGGUGUUCGACCGAAUGCCUCUGAGAAGCCGUGUCUCGUGGAACAUUGUGGUGUCUGGUUUCGCCAAGAACUUCGACUGCGAAGGCGCAGUUGGGAUGCUUCACCGGAUGGAGGGCGAGGGGUGGGAGGCAAAUCAGGUAACUUGGACCUCGGUGAUCUCGAGCUUUGCAAAAUGUGGGAUUGAUGAGAAGGCAUGGGAGUUUUAUUGCUUGAUGAGAGAGAGAGGGGUUGAUGCUACAGCUGAAUCUAUAGCUGUUGUUAUCUCAGUGUGUGAUGGAGAAAUGGCUGCUAAAGGUGAGAUUGUUCAUUGCCAUGUGAUAAGAGGUGGAUUUGAAAUAUAUAUAUUUGUGAGCAAUGCUCUUAUGAGCAUGUAUGGGAGAAAUGGUGCUGUGGGGAAAGCAGAGCUUCUCUUCUCAUCUCUUGAUUCGAAGAGUUUAGUGAGCUGGAACGCCUUGAUUUCGGCCUAUGCUCGGACCGGCUUGUGUGAUGACGCCUUCUCUGUGUUCUUAAGGCUGGAGAGCUCGAACAUGGUGAGGCCUAAUGUAGUGAGUUGGACUGCAGUGAUAGGCGGAUUUGCUGCUAGUGAGGGGCGAAAGGAAGCGGCUUUGGAGCUCUUUCGACGUAUGCAGAGUGCUCGAGUUCGGCCUAACUCUUUGACGGUUGCUAGUGUGCUUUCAUCUUGUGGUGAAUUAUCAGCUCUUUCUCUUGGGAGAGAGAUUCAUAGCCACACGAUUAGAUUGUGUAUGGAUGAAGAUUUAUUGGUGAUGAACGGUUUGAUAAAUAUGUAUAUGAAAUGCGGGAAUUUAGUGGCAGGGGAAAUGUUAUUCAAGAAAAUGGUGUUUAGAGAUAUAAUCUCAUGGAACAUAAUGAUCACAGGGUAUGGAAUGCACGGAUUAGGUCUCGAUUCUCUCGAUAUUUUUGAGCAAAUGGUCGAGGAAGGGGUGAAGCCGGACGAGGUGACCUUCGUUGGUGUCCUCUCCGCCUGCAGCCACGCAGGGCUAGUGCCCGAAGGCCGCAAGCUUUUCAACCAGAUGAGUGGGGUGUUCAAAGUCCAGCCCGGUGUGGAGCACUACUCGUGUAUGGUGGAUAUGUUAGGGCGGGCCGGGCUACUUGAGGAGGCGCGUCGGGUUCUAAAGAGCAUGCCGAUGGAGCCCAACGCGCCUGUUUGGGGGGCUUUGUUGAGUUCUUGUGAGAUGCAUAGGAAUGUAGAUGAUGCAGAGGAGAGUGCGGCCGUGAUGUUUGAUAUGAAGAGUGGCGCGACGGGUGGAUAUAUGUUGUUGUCGAAUUUGUACGCUACGAAUGGGCGUUGGGAUGAGGCGGCGGGGGUGAGGACGUUGGCGAGGGAGAAGGGUUUGAGGAAGGUCCCGGCGCAGAGCUGGAUUGAGGUGAAGAAGAAGGUUCACUCAUUUUCAGUUGGAAGGGGAUUUGAGAUGGAUAUGGAGGAAGUUUAUUUGGUUCUUCAAGAUUUGAAUAUGCACAUGGUGAGACAGAGCUAUGUACUAAAAGGAUUAGUCGAACCGAGCUAAGAGCAUGCGUAACGCAAGGGGCCGGGCCGCAUCUCGCGAGUCCCGGCCCGUCCCAUGCAUUACACGGAAGGGCGGCACG
Molecule: messenger RNA, 2206 nt
Organism: Salvia splendens (bonfire salvia)
Lineage: Eukaryota; Viridiplantae; Streptophyta; Magnoliopsida; Lamiales; Lamiaceae
Product: Pentatricopeptide repeat (PPR-like) superfamily protein
Exons: 1
Coding region: 1-2127 (708 amino acids)
Biological process (GO): RNA modification
Molecular function (GO): protein binding; RNA binding
Source: RefSeq, a predicted model, not a curated record